GUAAUCUACAUGCUUCGUUUUGUUGUCGAAUUUCAAAAACUGGGAAUUCAAGAAAUGCUGACUUAAAGAUUACCUUAUCAAAUCACUAUAUAAAAAAUAUAUAAAUACAAGAAUAACCUCUUAGACUGUAGAAAUGGAAACGCAAGUCAAAGCUGAAAUAAAAGAGGAAAAACCUAAAUCUACUGGCAAAAAAUCAACAGCUAUAACUGUUGAGCAAAUUCAAGUAGACCCAAUAACUGAGCUUGCAUUUAAAAAUUGGAGCCCGGAGGCAAAGAAAAAUGGUGUACCAUUUAAACCCCAGAUUGUAGAUGAAAUAUAUCAAGUAGAGCUUAUGGGCACAAACUUCUCGACAAAGAGAAUUAUGAUGCUGGAAUUCAGCCGCUACUUAGAAAAUUAUCUGUGGCCAAAUUACAAGAAAGGAAAGGCUAAAACCACCCAUGUGAUGUCUAUUGCUGCAAUCAUCAAUGAAAAAUUUAGAGAAAGGGUUCCAGCAUGGGAGAGUUUUAAAGCCCUCCCUGAAGAGUUUCCUCACUUGUUCCGACAUGUCCUUGACCUUUGUCUUAGUGCCGGUGGCCUCUCCUACAAAGAAACAGCAGUGCUGUUAAUUUUUCUUAUACAUUGUUUCAACAGUCUGGAAGUAGAUUUAAUCAGAGAAAGAGUGCAGAGACUGGUCUCUCUUCCUGUGUGGACUAAUCUUCUUCCAGGCAGGCGAGAAGAGCUGUUCAGAGCCAACCCCAAGUACAAGAAGUUUUACAACGCCUUUCAAAAGAGGGAUGAGAAGCUUCCGCAGGAGGAGAGGGAGAUUGUCCAGUUUGAAAGGAAUUUCUUUGCUAGACUCUUAGAAAAGUUCUUCAACAUCCUGGAUUCCAUUCCUUUUAAAGGCUCAGCAGAUCCCAACAAAAUGCAUUACUGUGAACGUUUCCUGGAGCUGUUGAUUGAUAUUGAAGCCCAGCUCCCUACUCGAAGGUUCGUCAAUGCUUUGAUAGAUGACCGGCAUGUGGUUGUCAGGUGCAAACUCUCACAACUGAUCCACCGUCCAGAGGGCAAGCUGUUUGGACAGCUUCUGGAAAUGCUGGAGUCCUAUGCACUGUUUGAGAUUGAUGAGAUCACAGGGGAAGCCUUGACCAUGCAUGACAGAAUUGACCUACACUAUAAUAAGGUUAACGCCCUGCAGUGUGUCCUGUUCAAGCACUUCCCAGAACUAAAAAACUAUGCCAUCAAAAAUGUGGCCAGUGUGGACACCAAGGAUUCUAUUUUAAAAUUCUUUGAACCUCUCAGUGCUGAAGAUUUGCACAGAUUACUAGCACACUUAAACUACUUACCUCCCCUUGAGACAGAAGAAACACAAUAUUCAAAGACCUUCCUAUUGGAAAUAUUGAAAUGGAAGCAUGAGCGCAAGAUAUCCCAGCAGGAGGCCAUCAAUGAGAUGCCCUUGUACCCCACUGAAGAAAUUAUCUGGGAUGAGAACAUUGUGCCAUCAGAAUUCUUCUCUGGAGAAGGUUGUCUGGCAUUGCCAAAGUUGAACUUGCAAUUCUUAACACUUCAUGAUUAUCUCCUGCGCAACUUUAAUCUGUUUAGACUUGAGUCGACUUAUGAGAUCAGACAAGAUAUUGAAGACGCCAUUACUCACAUGAAACCUUGGAAAGCUGAAGAUGGUCACUGUUUGUUUGGAGGUUGGGCUCGCAUGGCGCAGCCUAUCCAUUCUUUCACCAUUGUGGAGGUGGCUAAACCACAGCUUGGAGAAAACCACCCUGCUCAGGUCAGAGCUGAUGUGACCUUGAACCUCAGUGUCAGGCCAGAGGUCAAGUAUGAGUGGCAAGGUUUAAGAAAACAUGACGUUGCUUUUCUGUUAACACUGCGGCCUGAAGUUCCUAUUGGAUAUAAAUACAACCACCAAGAACCUUUUAAACCACAGGUUGGUCUUGUUUACGUGAGAGGUUGUGAAAUUGAGGGACUUCUUGAUGAGAGUGGGAAACUUAUUGAAGAAGGUCCAGAGCCUAAACCAGAGUUCCACAGUGACAACCGCACCUACAGAGUGUGGCUGGACCCCAACCAGUAUCAGCUGGACAUGACUCAAAACGUCAGCGGCAAGGAGGACGUGUAUGAGACGUUUAAUGUGAUGAUGAGGAGGAAGCCCAAGGAGAACAACUUUAAGGCAGUGCUGGAAACUAUCAGAGACCUGAUGAACACAGAGUGUGUGGUGCCAGACUGGCUACAUGACCUCAUCCUGGGUUAUGGUGACCCUGACUCUGCACACUACUCCAAAAUGCCCAACAGAAGUGCUAACUUAGACUGGAACGACACAUUCCUAAACCUGGAACAUUUGGAGGCAAGUUUUCCUGACUUCACCCUCACAGUGGCUGGUGAGAAAGAUGCUCAGGUCCCACCUUUCAAGUUGUCAUUUGAAGAUGAAAAGUCUGAAGGAAAGAGAGAGAAUGAGACAGAUGAAGCAAAAGCAAAGAAAAUAGUGAAAGCUAUGCCACAUAUUAUAUCUAACAGAGGACCUUACCCAUACAACCAGCCUAAAAAGAAUGCCAUCCAGUUCACGCCCACCCAGAUCGAGGCCAUCCGAGCAGGCAUGCAGCCUGGCCUGACCAUGGUGGUGGGGCCCCCUGGGACGGGUAAAACUGACGUGGCCGUGCAGAUUAUCUCAAACAUCUACCACAACUUCCCCAACCAGAGGAUGCUGGUGGUCACACACUCCAAUCAGGCCUUGAAUCAGCUGUUUGAAAAAAUCAUGGCCCUUGAUGUUGAUGAGAGACAUUUGCUGCGUCUUGGUCAUGGUGAGGAAGCUUUAGAGACAGAGAAAGAUUUUAGCAGGUAUGGCCGUGUGAACUACGUGCUGGCCCAGAGGCUGGAACUGCUGCAGGAGGUCAACAGGCUGCAGAUCAGUCUGGGAGAGAUAGGUGACAUGUCCUACACCUGUGAGACUGCUGGCUAUUUUUACAUCUACCAGGUUCUGUCACGCUGGGAAGAGUUUCAGAGCAAGAUCAAGCCAUUUUAUGGCCAGGAUGAACAUGUUAAAAAAAUCCAAGCUUUUUUCCCGUUCAACAAAUUUUUCGCCAACGCCCCUCAACCAUUGUUUCAUGGUAAAACAUUCACUGAAGACAUGGACAUUGCUGAAGGAUGUUUCACUCACCUCAAGAAAAUCUUCACCCAGCUGGAGGAGUUCAGAGCGUUUGAGCUGUUGAGGAGUGGAUCUGACCGAGCCAAUUACCUGCUGAUUAAAGAGGCAAAAAUUAUUGCCAUGACGUGUACACACGCAGCUCUCAAGAGACGAGACCUGGUCACCGUGGGCUUCCAGUUUGACAAUAUUUUGAUGGAAGAGUCAGCACAGAUCCUUGAGAUAGAAACAUUCAUUCCUCUCCUGUUACAGAAUCCUAAAGAUGGCAACAGCAGAUUAAAAAGAUGGAUCAUGAUUGGUGACCACCACCAGCUGCCCCCUGUCAUCAAAAACAUGGCCUUCCAGAAGUUUUCCAACAUGGAACAGUCCCUGUUUACCCGUCUGGUGAGACUGGGGGUUCCUACAGUUGAUUUGGAUGCUCAGGGAAGAGCCAGAUCAAGUCUGGCACAGCUGUACAACUGGCGCUACAAGAAGCUGGGAUCACUGCCUCAUGUGCUCAUCAGGCCAGAGUUUAGACAAGCCAAUGCAGGCUUCCUGUAUGAGUUCCAGCUUAUUGAUGUUGGGGACUUCAACGGCAUGGGAGAAUCUGAGCCUAACCCUUACUUCUACCAAAAUCUGGCUGAAGCUGAAUAUGUGGUUGCAGUGUUUAUGUACAUGCGUAUGAUUGGAUACCCAGGGGAACAAAUUUCAAUCUUGACAACAUACAACGGUCAGAAACAUCUCAUCCGCGAUGUGAUACAUCAACGAUGUGGCAACAAUCCACUGAUUGGAAGACCACAUAAGGUUACGACUGUAGAUCGCUACCAGGGCCAGCAGAACAACUUCAUACUUCUCUCCCUUGUUAGAACUAAAGCUGUCGGCCAUUUAAGAGAUGUCCGGCGUCUGAUUGUGGCCAUGUCCCGAGCUCGCCUUGGCCUCUACAUCUUUGCUCGCUCCUCCCUGUUCAGCAACUGCUUCGAGCUGACUCCUGCCUUCAACAUUCUGAACUCACGCCCACAAAUGCUGCAUUUGCUGCCCAAUGAAAGUAACCCCUGCACCAGAAAGCUCCAGGACCCACCCAGUGAGUCGCCAAUCAUCAUCUCAGACAUGCCCCAGAUGGCCCAGUUUGUCUAUGACUUUUACAACGCUCGCGUGGACGAUCUCAUGAGACACAGAGGUUUUAUCAAGGCCAACAGACUUCAAGCCCCACCAAAAACAGAGACAGAGAGCACUGAAGAAAGUUGAUGAUUGUCUGUGUGCUGUCAUCAAACCGUUGCCAUGACGAUAUUUCAUUGGACAGGUGGCAUGGUGUCAACAUCAGCUUUGACCAUUUAGUGCUCACCCUUAAGGUCAAGUCAAAGGUUAAAAAAAAUCUACAGGAGCUGCUGUGAAAUAUUUUCUCCACCCACAACCUGUUGUGGGCAUGAACUUUUGUCAGUGAAUGAAUAGCCUGACCUUUAUUGACAUGGGACAUAUUUGUCAUGUUUUGGUCAUUAUUUGUAUGGAAUUCACAUUUGUAAUGUUUUGGUCAUUAUUUGUAUGGAAUUCACAUUUGUCUUGUUUUUGUCAUUAGCCAUUAUUUGAAUGGAAUACACUUUUGUCAUGUUUUAUCAAAUCUUUGAUUGUCUUGAUGCAAUGUUUUAUUUACCAUUACUUGUUAUUGUUAAAACUACUCCUAAGUAAUAAAGUACACUUUUUA
This is a messenger RNA of Physella acuta, 4802 nucleotides long. RefSeq names its product RNA helicase aquarius. Lineage: Eukaryota; Metazoa; Mollusca; Gastropoda; Physidae. The record is from RefSeq and is a predicted model, not a curated record. Gene Ontology annotation, biological process: mRNA splicing, via spliceosome. Gene Ontology annotation, cellular component: catalytic step 2 spliceosome. Gene Ontology annotation, molecular function: mRNA binding; helicase activity.